Molecule: messenger RNA, 3081 nt
Organism: Scleropages formosus (Asian bonytongue)
Lineage: Eukaryota; Metazoa; Chordata; Actinopteri; Osteoglossiformes; Osteoglossidae
Gene: kif28
Product: kinesin family member 28
Exons: 23
Coding region: 1-3081 (1026 amino acids)
Biological process (GO): microtubule-based movement
Molecular function (GO): ATP binding; microtubule motor activity; microtubule binding
Source: RefSeq, a predicted model, not a curated record
AUGUCUGGGAAGGACCGCGUCAAAGUGGCUGUUCGAGUGCGUCCCUUCAGCAAGAGAGAGGAGGAUGCCGGCAGCCGCUGCGUCGUCUCCAUGGGCCCUAACACCACCACCAUAAUGGAUCCACGCAGCCAACAGGUCCGCACCUUCACCUUUGACUACUCCUACUGGUCCCACAGCGGCUUCCUCCGCAACAAGGAGGGUCUCUUUGUCCCUGAGGAGCCGGGCGGCCGCUACGCAGACCAGAGCAGUGUGUUCCAGGACCUGGGCCAGGCCAUUCUGGAGAACGCCUUGCAGGGCUACAAUGCUACACUGUUGGCCUAUGGUCAGACAGGAUCUGGGAAGAGCUACUCCAUGGUGGGCUAUGGACCCAACAAGGGCCUCGUGCCCACCUUGUGCGAGAGGCUCUUCCAAGCCGUGAAGGUCAACCAGGAUACUUGUCAGUUCCAGGUGUUUUUUAGCAUGCUGGAAAUCUACAACGAACAGGUCAUAGAUCUCCUAGCACUUGGCCCUCGCUCUGGCGGGGGGCUGAAGGUGCGCGAGGACCAGCAGCGCGGCUUCUAUGUGGAGGGCCUGCGACGCGUGGCCUGCAAGAGCGGCGCUCAGGUAGAGCGGAUGAUGGAGCAGGGCACGCGCACGCGCACAACAGCCGCCACCCACCUGAACGCAAGCAGCAGUCGCUCCCACAUGCUCAUCACCCUACAGCUCAAACAGAUAUUCUCCAAGGAGAGCAUCACCAAGGAAUCUACUAUCAACCUUGUGGAUCUGGCGGGCAGCGAGAGGCAGAGAACAUCGGGAUCAGAGGCAGAUCGGCUCAAGGAGGGCACAGCCAUAAACCUCAGCUUGACCACCCUGGGCAACGUCAUCAGCUCCCUGGCUGAUGCCGCCCUGGGGAAAAGAGUGGUGCACAUUCCAUACAGAGACUCGGUGAUCACCAAGUUGCUGCAGCCUGCGCUGGGAGGCAACAGCCGCACCAUAAUGGUAGCAACCCUGAGUCCAGCAGAUAUGUGCUAUGAAGAGUCCCUCUCCACACUGCGCUACGCAGAAAGGGCCAAGCGGAUCCAGAACCGCGCCGUGGUCAACGAGAGCCCCACGGAGCACCUGCUGAAGGAGCUGAAGGCUGAGAACGCCAAGCUGCUGACGCGACUCUCCCGCUUGGCCGACGAGGGCCGCCAAGCCAGCAGCGAGUCAAAGGAGCUGCGCAGGCUGCUGACCCACAAUGAGCUGCAGAUCUGUGCCAUCCAGACCCUGUGGGAGCAGCACCUGCAGGAGGCACUUAAAGACUGGGAACUGCAGUACGCCACCAUGACGCAGGAGCGGAGGAUGAUCCAGACAUUCCCUUACAUCCUUAAUGUCAACGAGGACCCUCAGCUCUCCGGGGUGGUGAAGCUCUUCAUUCAGGAAGGUGAAUGGAACAUAGGACUGUCAGACUCCUCUCCUCAGACAAUUGCCAUCAAAGGUCUGGGCAUCCAGGAGAAACAUGCGGCGUUCACCAACCUGGAUCGCCAGGUGACCAUCACGCCCGUUUCACAGGCCAAGGUCACCGUGAACGGAUCGCUCAUCAGCAGCAGAACUGAACUGCAUCACCUGGAUCGACUCAUCCUGGGCUCCAACAGCACGUACCUUUUCAUUGGCUUUCCCUUGGAGCGCAAUGCUGAGGACUGGAGCCGCUACGACUACGAUUACUUCCAGUCAGAGCUGGCCGCUGCGGAGGGCAUCCACAUCCACUCGCUCUGCUCCUCCAGUGAUGGGCGGGGCCAGCCGGACCCCAGCUUGCUGGCUGUGUUCUACGACUAUAUCAAGCUGAUGCCCAUGGUGGCGGAGGCGAACCAGAUGAGUCAGGAGCUACGCAAGGGAGUGCAGUUCAAGCUGGAGAUAAAGAACCUUGCCAUGUCUGACUCCAUGGGCCAUGAUUUGGAGAAGGAGAUCGCUAUCAGAGUCACGUCGGAGGAGACAAAACAAGUGUGGGUAUGGUCAAAAGCCAAAUUUGUCAACCGGAAGUUUCUGAUGGAGGAGCUGUACCAGCAGCAGGUGGCGGAGGGGGCGGGGUCCGGAUGGGCGCCUCCCCCUCGGGACCGAGACCCCUUCUGGGACCCACUGGAGCCCCUUCACCUGGGCAGCGCCCACCUGUGGCUGCAGUCGCUGGCCUUCCGCAUCCGCCUGGAGGAGCAGGUGGAGGUGCUCGGGCCCGAGGGCAGCGAGGAGGCCAUACUGCAAACGCAGCUUGUGCCCUGCAGCCCAGCAGGAUUGCCUCUCGGGGAAGACGCCAUCCUCAUUGACCCCACGGAGCUGCUGGACAAGAGACAGGACUUCCAGCUGGUGCUAGAGCGGUGCUGCGGCCUGCGCUGGCUGAAGGAGGCCAGGGACCGGGGGGUGCAGAUCGGGUUCCGUAUGUACACCCUGCCCCAGGCCUUCUACGCACCGUCGGUGUGGCACAACAUGAACCCUGUGCUGGACCACAGAGUGCAGUUCACUGUGAUGAAGACCUCCCAGGACUUCCUGAACUACCUACAGACCAAUGCGCUGGUGCUGGAUCUCUGGGGUCUUCAGGCGGGCUGCGCGGACUUGACCUCCUCCCCGGAGAGCGUGAUGCUGACGCAGGAAGGCAGCAUUGUGAUUGACGGGGCCGGCGCUGGUGAUCGUGUCAUGCCUCUUCCUUUGGACCUCAGCGUCUCCUACCAGGCAUUGCAGCAGGAGCUGGAGAGGAUGAAGAUCAUCAUUGUUUCUCUGAGGAAGGAGAACAAUGUGCUGAGAGAGCAGCUCAAAGGCACCAAGCCAAGCCGCAGGUCUGAGAGGAGGGGCAGCCUGCGACCGAGUUGCGAUGCGGAAUUCGCCCGAGCACUCAAGGUCUUCUACCACAGCAUGACCACCAUCAGAGGCCAACUACAGAAGCUGCGCUGCAACAAACCCAAAGAUGACGCUGACCACGCUGACCUGACCUUCUUUGUAGAGGAACAAGGCCGCCUCCUCAGGGAUUUCGGGGAGCAGCUGGAGCAGAGUGUCACUGUGCUCAAGCAAGAUGUUGCCGCCAUCGUCCGGAAGAAGCGGGAAAAAUCUGGCAUCUGGUCCACAUCUACAUCCUAA